AUGAUUCUUAAAAGAACGAAGAAACCAGUAAAGAGGCCUACUGAAUCUCCAGUCAAGACAGCUACACAAGAACCUAUAGUCGAAAGUGCUAAGCACAAUGCUGUUGAAUCUUCAAAUACUAUUUCUUCUCAGAAUCAAAGAGCUAUUGAUAUGGCUCAAAAUUUAAACAAAAAGAAACGUGAAGUACAAGUACCACUUGAGAACGCGACAGUCGAAACUGAGCAUGGCAGCAACAUUGAAAGGUUAGAUAUUCGAAUAAAGGAUUUGUAUUUUGGUUCACUUCGAUGGGAUCAUCCUAUCAAGUCAAAUUUUGAGGAGAUAGGGGAUCCUGAUGGUAAUUUUGAUCCAGAGGAGGAGAAUAUUCCUGAUGAAAUGAUCAUGUUAGGAAAACAAUUCAAAAUAUUGAACUCCAAGAUGAAUUAG
This is a messenger RNA of Lactuca saligna, 423 nucleotides long. Lineage: Eukaryota; Viridiplantae; Streptophyta; Magnoliopsida; Asterales; Asteraceae. The record is from the annotation of a GenBank genome assembly.